UUCCGCGGGACGAGAGGGAGCUAGGAGCUGCAAUGGCGGGAGGAGACGAGGUGAAGCUGCUGGGGAACUGGGCGAGCCCGUACGUGGCCAGGGUGAGGCUGGCGCUGCACCUCAAGGGCGUGCCCUACGAGUACGUGGAGGAGGACCUUGCCGACAAGAGCGAACUGCUCCUCCGCUCCAACCCCGUCCACAAGGCGGUGCCGGUGCUCAUCCACGGCGGCAAGCCCGUCUGCGAGUCCCGGGUCAUCGUACAGUACAUCGACGAGGCCUUCGCCUCCGCCGGCGCCGGCCCGCCCCUCCUCCACGCCAGCCCCCGCGAGCGCGCCGCCGCCCGCUUCUGGGCCGUCUUCGUGGACGACGAGCUGCUGGCGCCGUGGGGGAUGGUCAUGCGGUCGGGGACGGACGAGGAGAGGGCGGAGUGGACGAGGCGGACCGUCGCGGCGGUGGAGACGCUGGAGGGGGCCCUGGGGGAGCGCUCCGAGGAGGACGGGGAGGGGUUCUUCGGCGGCGACCGCGUCGGUUACGUCGACAUCCUGCUCGGCGGCAUGGUCCCGUGGGUGCGCGUCACCGAGAGGCUCUCCGGCCACAACUUCUUUGAUGCUAGCACGGCCCCGCUGCUGGCGGCGUGGAUGGAGCGCUUCGGCGAGCUGGACGCUGCCAGGGCCGUCUUCCAGGACGUUGACCGCCUCGUGGAGUACGCCGGGACGAUACAGGCACGGGCGCACGGCUAGCCGCCGAGGCUGGAACUGCAAGCAACUGAUAUACCUUGUCUGCUAUGGUGGUCGUUGUGGUUGAUGCAAGUAUACAAAUUACAUGCUCAGGGUUUUUCUCUCUUUUCACA
Messenger RNA from Triticum aestivum (bread wheat), 841 nucleotides. RefSeq names its product probable glutathione S-transferase GSTU6. Gene Ontology annotation, biological process: glutathione metabolic process. The record is from RefSeq and is a predicted model, not a curated record. The transcript has a single exon. Gene Ontology annotation, cellular component: cytoplasm. Gene Ontology annotation, molecular function: glutathione transferase activity. NCBI's taxonomy places the organism in Eukaryota, Viridiplantae, Streptophyta, Magnoliopsida, Poales, Poaceae. Bases 33 to 731 code for a protein of 232 amino acids.